AUGCAGUCAAUCCCGGCGCCACUGCCUCCCCCACCUCCACGAGUAGAUAGGAAAGUCGUAAAGCUAUUCCUAGACCAAAAGCCUCCUACCUUCGACGGGAUGGGUGAACCCGCAAAGGCCGAAACUUGGGUACGCGCGCUGGAACGCAUUUUCAGAACCUUAGUGUGCAAUGAUGCGGAGAAGAUGAUCUGCGUGAUGCAUCAACUGACCGGGUCCGCCGACUUUUGUUGGGACACCAAGCUGAAGACCAUGUCCCAGGAUUGUGUGGACGAGAUGACGUGGGAAGACUUCAAGACCGAGGUGUACGACAAGUACGUACCUAAGAGCUACCGCAAGGCAAAGGCAUCCGAGUUCCACAACCUCACUCAGGGACGUCUGUCCGUGACCGAAUACGACCGCGCGCUUUGUGACAUGACCCGUUAUGCGCCGGAACAGAUGGAUACUGACGAGAAGUUGGCCGAUAAGUUUCGUGAGGGCCUAAGGUACGAAAUUAGGAUGGCAUUGGCAGUCCGUGGGACCCUUACGUACGCCGAAGAGCUAGCCCUCGCACUGGAUGUUGUGGCAGCGAUGCCCAAAGAGAGGAGCGCGGGAAAACACUACGCUAGCACUACCCCCGCCACGCCCUAA
Salvia hispanica is the source of this 627-nucleotide messenger RNA. RefSeq lists its product as uncharacterized. Lineage: Eukaryota; Viridiplantae; Streptophyta; Magnoliopsida; Lamiales; Lamiaceae. The record is from RefSeq and is a predicted model, not a curated record.